Messenger RNA from Puccinia graminis f. sp. tritici CRL 75-36-700-3, 856 nucleotides. RefSeq lists its product as uncharacterized. NCBI's taxonomy places the organism in Eukaryota, Fungi, Basidiomycota, Pucciniomycetes, Pucciniales, Pucciniaceae. The transcript has 4 exons. Gene Ontology annotation, molecular function: peroxidase activity. The coding region runs from base 188 to 766 and encodes 192 amino acids. The record is from RefSeq and is a predicted model, not a curated record.
AGCUAUAAAGUCAAGACAUCGUCCCAAGUUGAAGCUUCCUAGAAAAGCCAAAGUAAAAAUACUUUUUUCUUACUGGCCGCCAACUCCAAAUCUCAGUGCGACAAAGCGACAAACUCUCGCAACUCGACUAAAAAAUCUUCUCUUCUAAUUCUCAAGCAAUCAGAAGUCUCAGCGUCUAUUCACGAUCAUGGCGUUCAAUCCUAAACAAUCUGCUGAUGUUCAGUUGAAUGAAUUGGAGACCAGCGAGCAUUCUUAUAAUCGUAAAAGGUUUGGCUCCCCUUGCCCGGGAAUUUCUAUACUUGUGAAUCAUGGAUACCUUACCCCUGCUCACAAGCACGAUAGGAUAAAAGUUGGAGACCUUAUCAAUGCCCUUGUCAAAGGUUUCAAUCUUUCCUGGUUUCAUGCCGCCUUUCUGAGUAUCCUAGCUGUUCUUAUCUGCGGGAAGGGAUUGUCAGUUUCGAUUGCAGAGCUAGGUGCUCAUGGCCGGAUAGAGCAUGAUGGAAGCAUCACUCGCUAUGAUUACGGGGAAGGAGACUCACUAAAUCCAGAUGAAAAACUGAUCGACCAAUUUCUCAACACGGGGGAAAGCCCACACCCAGUCUCCUUGAAUGAUUAUGCUCUUCGUAGAGCGGAAUUAGCCGCUUUUGCUCAUAGGCCCUUCUCCCUAAAAACUCGCAUGACAGCUCUUGGCGAAGUUGGGCUUAUAUUUUCUAUAUUUGGGAACAAGAAAGACUACGUACAUUCGACAUCCCUUGAAAACAUGUGAGUGACUUGUAACAUACACUUCAUCCACAAAAAUAUGGAAACCUGAAACACCUCCAUGAUUUGCAAACAAACAGAUAUCGGCAUGAAAAAC